UUUAUUUAAUUAAUAUAAAACAAAUAUUAAAUCAAACAGUUUGUUGCAAGAUUAGCAGUGUAAUUUAAGUCAAUUUUUAAAAUGUUAAAACGUGUUGAUAUACUGUUUAUAGUUUUGUUCGGAGCAUUUGCCAGCGUUGGUAGUCUCUAUACUGUUCAAGAAGAAUGCGCUGCCAACGAGGAGUAUCUCAUCUGUGGGUCAGCGUGUCCCUUCAACUGCACAGACCCUGAGGGUCCCGUGGUCUGCGAGGAAGACUGCGUGGAGGGGUGCUUCUGCAAGAAUGGGUACUUGAGGGACGUGAAUGGAAGUUGCGUGCCGGCUGAUCAGUGUGUUGGAGAACCCUCAAUCUGCUCUCCCAACGAGGAGUUCCUGUCCUGCGGCUCCGCCUGUCCCCUAACCUGCGCUCAGCCGGAGCGCGCGCCCUGCGGCCUGGCCUGCAGCAUGGGCUGCUUCUGCAAGGCUGGCUACGUCAGGGAUGAGAAGAGCAACAAGUGCGUCACGCUGGAUCAGUGCCCUGUUGAACAAUGCCUCAACUCCAACGAGACCUACGCCAUCUGCACGGCCUCUUGCCAGCCAACCUGUAGCGACCCUGAGCCGCUCUGCCUCCAGGUCUGCAGCUCCGGCUGCGUCUGCAACGAGGGUCUAUUGAGGGAUGAUAGUGGAGUCUGUGUGAGGGCAGAGCAGUGCCCCCCGAGCAACAGCACCGACGCCGGGCUGGUCGGGAAGUACUAUGAUGUCAUUAAUAAGAUUUUGCAUUUGUCUACGGCUUGAAGAAUGGGAAUUUUGAAAAUAAAUACUAACCGCCUUUUGUACCCUAAUUUAGUUCCAAUCUGUUAAUUUUAUUAUUC
Molecule: messenger RNA, 848 nt
Organism: Plutella xylostella (diamondback moth)
Lineage: Eukaryota; Metazoa; Arthropoda; Insecta; Lepidoptera; Plutellidae
Product: chymotrypsin inhibitor
Source: RefSeq, a predicted model, not a curated record